CGUCGUACUCACCGGCGUGGGCCCGCGGACGCCUUUGCUCCGAUCCCGGUGCCCACGCUGAGCGGUCCCUCGGGAAGCCCCGGACACCCUACCGUCACCUGUCCCCUCCCCCACCCCCACACCACCCCGUUCCCCCGCCCCCUCCUCCACCGCACCCCUCCCCCUCCCCACUCCGCCACACCACCCCACCUCCUCCCCACAGCCCUACCCCACCUCCUCACCCCUACCCCACCUCCUCACCCCUACCCCACACCACGCGGCUCCCCCACCCCCAAUCCACCUUGCCAUGCCCCCACACAGUUCACCCCCUUUCUCUGUUAAUGGCGGCUUCUCCUCCACCUGCCUUAAUUUCCUUCUGGUUCUCGUGAUCGAAUCUGGUAUGCCGGGCUCUAUGGCUUCCUUUUAUGUCCCCUCGUUGUUAUAUCUUAUGGUUCCUGUCCAAAGAUUUUUAAAGGUCCGGGUUGCUUUUCCUGAAAUGAGUUUGGUGAUUAGAAAUCUCCAGCGACUCAUCCCCAUUAGGAGAGUGCCACUUCGCAAGAAGAUGGAAAUUGUAAGGAGUAUUUUAGGAGUGGAGAAAUUUGAUCUGGGGAUCAUCUGUGUUGACAAUAAGAAUAUUCAGCACAUUAAUAGAAUCUACAGACAGAAAAAUGUUCCAACCGAUGUGCUUUCUUUUCCAUUUCAUGAGGGAAAUAAUGGAAGCAUCCUAAAUAUCCAGCCACAGAAUCUGAAAGCAGGUGAAUUUCCGCAGCCUGAUGUUCCAGAUGACUAUAAUUUGGGAGACAUUUUUCUAGGAGUAGAGUAUAUCUUCCAGCAGUGCAAAGGAAGUGAAGAUUUCUAUGACAUCCUGACUGUGACUGCCACCCAUGGACUCUGUCACUUGCUGGGCUUCACACAUGGCACAGAGGCUGAGUGGCAGAAGAUGUUCCAGAAGGAGAAACAGGUGCUAGAAGAGCUGAGCUGGCACACUGGGACCAGGCUGCAGCCCCUGAGCCAGGGCCUCUUCUGAUGCUGAGCACAGGGGCAAGGGAGCAGUCAGGGUUUCAAGCGCCUCCCUACCUCCACCCCCGCAGGAUAGAGAGAACUGGAGGAGACAGAUGCCACCCAGCACAGCAGGUGGUGAGAUGAACCCUCCCCUUUGGGCCCCAUGGAUCCAGGGCUCCCUCUAACUGGGAGUACUGCUGGUUGCUGCUGACUUGUGGGGCCGCAGAGGUGCCAGUCCAAGAAGAGGUUAAAUUCCAUCAGUGGAACUUGAUUUCUUGAAGUACAAGUGAAAUUUCGUUUCUUUGUUUAGAACACAACAGGUUUUUUUUUACUAUUGUAAAUAAAGUAGUUCUAACUUUUAGAAUUAAUAGAUAGAGCAUAUUAACUCCUUCUCUUCUUUGGGGUUCUACUGAUCUUUACUCAGCAUUUAAAAGUUUGGUAAAGAGGCGUUUCUGUUUUCCACCUCUGCAGCAUGCUCAGGGAAAUCAAACAAGCAGCCCAGAGCGGGCCUGCCCAUCAUCCCUCCUUCCUAGUAGGGCUGGAUUCCUGCAGAUGGGGGCAGUCUAGUGAGGGCUGUGGGGGUCACUGCCCAGACCUUCAGGCGCUCUGCAACCUGGAGAAGGGGGUGACAAGGCCAAGGGUGGCCCAGCAAGUGACAGGUCCACUGUACUUGACCCACAAAAGAUAUCAAGUGCAGGGAUGUGUCCUGCCCCACCUCAUCUCUCCCAGGGUGGGUGCUGCCCACAGUCAGAGUGUUGGCUUGUGAACCUGUGGAGAGCCCAACUCCCUCAGGACAAGUGGCAGGGAAUAGCAGGUUGGUGGGCAGACUCUGCCCCUUUCACCACCCACUCACUCUGCAUGUGAAGUGUCUCUGGUUCUCUCUCUCCUCCUGGGAGGCCUGGAGCUCUGGCUGCGGCACGCCAUCCCUCCGCAGCAUAGUGUCGCUCACAUCAGCAUUUCCUACUGGAUCUUCUGAAUAUUAAACACAGGACUUAGAGAGCUCUCCCACACAGUCUUUAUCAGUGCAGAUCACAGAGGCGCUCUGAGCCAAUUGCGGGCCUCCAGCACCUGGGCCCCCCCCAGAUACAGUAGUUACGAGUGAUGACCAGUGUGGGGUGGAUCCCUCCAGGGGGCUUGCAAAGGGGUCAUGGUGAUACGAUACAGCCUCUCAGAGACCCAAUGGUACUACGAUCCUGAUCAUGUGUUUCUCACAUUAAAUGAUUUGGAAACGUGAAA
Messenger RNA from Cynocephalus volans (Philippine flying lemur), 2217 nucleotides. It is a transcript of the gene YBEY, whose product is annotated as ybeY metalloendoribonuclease. Gene Ontology annotation, biological process: rRNA processing. Bases 287 to 1006 code for a protein of 239 amino acids. The record is from RefSeq and is a predicted model, not a curated record. Lineage: Eukaryota; Metazoa; Chordata; Mammalia; Dermoptera; Cynocephalidae. Gene Ontology annotation, molecular function: metalloendopeptidase activity. The transcript has 6 exons.